CGGGACGUCGGACUCGCGGAGCGGACUCUCUGUGUCACGUGAGACGAAAGCGAGAUUCAAAGAUGGGUGAUAUUGAGAAGGGCAAGAAGAUUUUUGUCCAGAAGUGCGCUCAGUGCCAUACCGUGGAGAAGGGAGGCAAGCACAAGACGGGGCCCAAUCUCCAUGGUCUGUUUGGGCGGAAGACGGGGCAGGCCGCUGGAUUCUCUUACACCGAUGCCAACAAGAACAAAGGCAUCACCUGGAAUGAGGACACGCUGAUGGAGUAUUUGGAGAAUCCCAAGAAGUACAUCCCUGGAACGAAAAUGAUCUUCGCUGGCAUUAAGAAGAAGACCGAGCGGGCAGAGUUGAUAGCUUAUCUCAAAAAAGCUACUAAUGAGUAAUAGUUGGCACCGCCUUAUUUAUUACAAAACAAAUGUCUCAUGACUUUUUUAUGUGUACCAUAUUUAAAUCCAUCUCGUUCACCAGAAUUCAGAUCAUGAGUGACCGAUAGCGUAUUUUUGUUGGGCAGCCCUGAUUUAAAUAAGAUUGGCUUGUGUUUUAAAUGAGUAUGAUCAGUUUUUUUGAAUUAAUGAUAAUUCCAGGUCAGCAAGUGCAAUCACUGUCCCUUUCCAAAGAUAUGAUUGAACUUAAUUCGUCACAUUCACCUUUCCAAGGGAUGGAGAUGGCCAUCUCAAACCUGUGGGAGAAUAGUUUUCUAUUCAGAUUUAUAGAACCGGCUAUAUUAAUAUAUCUAAAGAUUGAGGAUAUCACUGUCUCCUUAGGUUGUUUCUUAGCCUGAUGAGAUUAGUUGGCAGUGACCUUAUAUCUUUUUCUUAAUUGUGGUAAUUAAAAAUUCCCUGUAUCUAAAAAUGUUGCCUUUCACUUACUGAAAAGUAUUUUAAUGUGAUGUAUGUAUAACAUUGAAUAAAAAAUACCACUUCUCACAA
This is a messenger RNA of Sorex fumeus (smoky shrew), 926 nucleotides long. RefSeq names its product cytochrome c, somatic. Gene Ontology annotation, biological process: mitochondrial electron transport, cytochrome c to oxygen; mitochondrial electron transport, ubiquinol to cytochrome c. The transcript has a single exon. Bases 63 to 380 code for a protein of 105 amino acids. Gene Ontology annotation, cellular component: mitochondrial intermembrane space. NCBI's taxonomy places the organism in Eukaryota, Metazoa, Chordata, Mammalia, Eulipotyphla, Soricidae. The record is from RefSeq and is a predicted model, not a curated record. Gene Ontology annotation, molecular function: electron transfer activity; heme binding.